AUGUGGGUUCUAAUUGGCCACAAGCUCAGAGUUAGAAGCAGCCCAGAGCGUUGGGGCUGGAAGGGCCCCGGAGACCAGGUGGGACGGGCGCUCCAGUCCCACAUGGGGAAGCUGGGAGCCUGCCCGGGGCCCGCGGGAUGGCUGGUGAACCCCAUGAUCUCCGGCCAGGCCAGGCCGGCCAGCGAGGACAGAGCCCAGCGGCCCCCAGCUUGCCCAGACACUGGGCACCAACAGGCUCCUUCUCCCCAACGCCCAGCCCCUUAUCAGGAAAGGAUUUGGGUUGGUGGGGAGGGGGAAGUCCGAGGCCCCUGGCUCAGCAAGGUGGGUAGGAGAGAUAGGGAAGUGGGGAGGGGGCCACGGGAGUCCUGCUGGGAGGGCCAGAGGCCGGAAGGGAUGCCCAGAGCCAGCGUGGGGGGGUGGGGUUUGCCAAGCGCUGUCCUUGCUCCCGGCACUGUGACAUGGUUCCAGGGCUGCUCCUGCCUUCCAUCCUUGCCAGGCAAGACGCCGGCACCUUUAAUUAGCAAGCAGCAGCCUCUCCCCGAUUCAUCACAGUCACUGUUUAAUUAG
Eubalaena glacialis (North Atlantic right whale) is the source of this 567-nucleotide messenger RNA. RefSeq lists its product as uncharacterized. The record is from RefSeq and is a predicted model, not a curated record. NCBI's taxonomy places the organism in Eukaryota, Metazoa, Chordata, Mammalia, Artiodactyla, Balaenidae.